AUGACUUUUCGACCCCUUUGGGAUGACGAAAUAGCCAAAAUAUUGACUGGAAUGAAUGAAGACAGUGAAGAUGGUAUGGAAGAUGACGAUGACAGUGUUGCAGAUCCUGACUAUCGAACUGAAGAUGAGAUGGAACAAGAGCAGUUUUCUGGCGAUGAAAACGAAUAUGAUGAAUUGAACCUUGAAGAGAUCAUUCAUAGUUUAGAAGACAAUCAACCUGAUCCGUCUCCAUCUACUUCUGCUGUACCAACUGGAUCGCAACAAAUGCAACCUGUGGUACAACCUAGAAAGCCAGCAAAACUCAACCUUUCAGCUUUCACGAGUUUAUUAGGUGACAGUGGGUAUUUUUGUAAAAAAUAUUUGCUUACCCCGUUUGUCCGUCCAGCAACACCAGUGGAGGAAAAUUAUAACAGAGCCCAUAUCACAACCAGGAACACCAUAGAAAGGUGUUUUGGUGUCUGGAAAAGGCAUUUUCCUUGCUUACAAAAAGGUAUUACAUUAAGAAAAAUAACGACAAUUUUGAAUGUAAUUGUGGCAACAGCAGUACUACACAACAUUGCGAUAGAGAUGAAUGAUGAACAGCCUCCCCAAGAUCUAAGUGUAGACUUUGAUUUAGAAGAAGCCUCAUUAGAAGAAUUGCACAGUGCAUUUCAAUAUGGCGAGGAUACUUCUGUGAGAACCACUUUAGUAAAUACUGUGUUUUCCGGG
This is a messenger RNA of Brenthis ino (lesser marbled fritillary), 708 nucleotides long. NCBI's taxonomy places the organism in Eukaryota, Metazoa, Arthropoda, Insecta, Lepidoptera, Nymphalidae. The record is from the annotation of a GenBank genome assembly.